UAUUUUAAAGUUAAUUUCCCUAGUUGGACGCGUGACGCUAGUAACUUGUUAAAAGAAAAUUUUUGGAGAUCUGGAAACUUCACUAUUUUAGAGCCAAUCAACACGCGUUUCAAAAUUUAUCGUAGACGAAUGAAAUAUUACUCUGCAAAACGAGGCGAUGACAGGAGCAUGCGGGCGAUAUUGCUCGCCUCUUGUAGGUUAAGAGCAAAACAACAUUUUAUUCAGUAAAUCCGUAAAGAUGGAUUGUUACGAACUACUAGGCUGCAACGAAAAUUCCACUCACGAAGAACUUAAGCGUGCCUAUCAUGAACGGUUAUUACAGUUUCAUCCUGAUAAGAACAAUACAAACGUCCAAAAGUUUUUCGAUAUCAAGGCAGCUUGGCAAGUACUCGGAAAUCCACAGACCAGGAAGCGGUACGAUGCUGCCUGCGAUCAAGAGCGAUUGGAGCAAGAGGCUAAUCUCGUGUAUGCGCGGAUCUCAUCGAGCGAUCUUGAAAAGUCCGAUUUCGAAAACACAUUUUUUUACCGAUGCAGAUGCGGUGAGAGAUACCUCGUUGAGCCAAAAACCCUGGAAGCGAAGAACACUAGACUACAUGUGAUGUGCGAUGGCUGUACGCUUGUUAUUAUUGUCGAGACGUAGCAUUGUUUUCGAAGAUACGUAUAGAACCUAUAAAUCAUGACUGAAGGACUUUAUUCAAGCGAGUGCCUGCACAAGCAAGAGGAUGAAACAAGAUAUGUUUUUCGUAUAGUAAGAUAAUCUCCACAGCUGUAUAGAAAGAGGUCGAAAUCGAACAUUUAUUUUGUACAAAAUAUGUUUCUUAGCACAUGAACAUGUAUACAGUUUGUAAUAAAUUUAAAAAAAAAAAACAAUC
Messenger RNA from Pogonomyrmex barbatus (red harvester ant), 872 nucleotides. RefSeq names its product dnaJ homolog subfamily C member 24. Gene Ontology annotation, biological process: positive regulation of ATP-dependent activity. Gene Ontology annotation, molecular function: ferrous iron binding; ATPase activator activity. Lineage: Eukaryota; Metazoa; Arthropoda; Insecta; Hymenoptera; Formicidae. The record is from RefSeq and is a predicted model, not a curated record.